Humulus lupulus (European hop) is the source of this 2288-nucleotide messenger RNA. RefSeq lists its product as uncharacterized. The coding region runs from base 752 to 2101 and encodes 449 amino acids. The record is from RefSeq and is a predicted model, not a curated record. Gene Ontology annotation, biological process: lipid catabolic process. NCBI's taxonomy places the organism in Eukaryota, Viridiplantae, Streptophyta, Magnoliopsida, Rosales, Cannabaceae. The transcript is spliced from 6 exons.
AUCUACAACUAUAAUUCGCAAUUACGUUCUUAUAUAUUAUCUGUAUAUAUAUGUAUAUAUAUAUAUAUAAUUUUCUUCUCCAAUUCAAUUUUCACCAACUCUACAUUUAAUAAUUAUAUAUGUGGAUUAUGCACUCUGUAUAAUUAUAACAUCCAUGUAGUUGUUGAAAGAAGCUCCCACUGUUCCAAUCUCAAAAACCCACCAAAACCCUUUUCUCAUCUUCAUUGGAAUUCCUUUUUUUUUUUUUAAAUCUUAAAAAAUGCAAUUAAUUUUUUUAUUGGUCUUUAAUUAUUAUGUCGUAUACUAAUGCUAGUUUGUCUCCAGGCUUGUAGUAAUGAUCUUUAUGGCUUUUGUCACUCUCUUUGGGUCUAUGCUUGGAUUUUAAAAUCUGGGUUUAUCUCCUUUUUUUUUGUUUCUUUCCAGUCAUGGGAUUUCGUCCAUGUUGAUUGCGAACUUGUUUUCUUUUUCUGAAAGCCUGAAAUUCAAGCUAUAAAUCUUUCCAUCCAACUGUUUGUGAUUGAUCUCAAGUUUAUACACUUUGAGCUUCAUGUAUAUAGAUCAUUGAUCAGACCGUUAAACUCCUUCAUAAACUGUCAAUUUUCUUGCUUUUUCAUUGGACAAAGUUUUCUGAUGCCGCGAAUGUGUGAAAGCUGAAAGUUUUCACUUGCCAGCUAUCUAAAUCCUCUUACAGUCUUCCUUUUAAUUUUUCUUAAUGAUUUUGUUUGUAUUUCAAGUUUAAACCCAGGCGUCCAUGUCAAUCGCCUGUGGGGUUCCUAUCCUUGAGUGUGUAUACUGUCUUGGCUGUGCUCGUUGGGUGUGGUUAAAGUGCCUCUACACUGCUGGCUAUGAGAGUGAAAACUGGGGUCUAGCUACUGCUGAAGAAUUCGAGCCCAUUCCCCGCCUCUGUCGUCUAAUUCUUGCUGUAUACGAAGAUGAUCUACGUAACCCACUUUGGGCACCCCCUGGAGGAUAUGGCAUUGAUCCUGAUUGUGUGAUCUUAAGAAAAAACUAUGAAGAAACUGAGGGUCAGGUUCCUCCUUAUAUGGUUUAUCUUGAUCAUGAGAAUGCUGAUAUAGUGCUGGCUAUUAGAGGCCUCAAUCUAGCAAAGGAGAGUGAUUAUGCAGUUUUACUUGAUAACAAGCUGGGGCAAACAAAAUUUGACGGUGGCUAUGUUCAUAAUGGGUUACUGAAGGCUGCAGUACGUGUUUUUGAUGUGGAGUGGAAGGGUUUGAGGGAAUUAGUAGAAAUACAUCCGACAUAUACCUUGACUUUUACUGGGCAUUCCCUAGGAGCAGGGGUGGUGGCAUUGUUGACAAUGGUGGCACUUCAAAAUCGUGAGAAACUGGGAACCAUUGUGAGGAAGAGGAUCAGAUGCUAUGCGAUGGCCCCUGCUCGUUGUGUGUCUCUGAAUUUGGCUGUGAGAUAUGCGGAUGUUAUUAAUUCAGUAGUACUCCAGGAUGAUUUCUUACCUCGGACAACAACUGCUCUAGAAGAUGUAUUCAGAUCACUUUUCUGUUUGCCUUGUUUACUCUGCAUAAUGUGCAUGAAAGAUACAUGCACAUUGGAGGAAAAGAGGCUCAAAGACCCAAGAAGGCUAUAUGCCCCCGGUCGUCUUUAUCAUAUCGUUGAACGAAAACCCUUCAGGAUGGGAAGAUUUCCACCAGUAGUAAGAACAGCAGUGCCAGUGGAUGGGAGAUUUGAGCACUUGGUUCUUUCAUGUAAUGCAACAACUGACCAUGCCAUUAUUUGGAUAGAGAGAGAAUCUCAAAGGGCUCUUGAUCUAAUGCUGGAAGAAUAUCGAAUAAUGGAGAUUCCGGAAAAGCAGAGGAUGGAGCGGCAAGAGUUUCUUGUCCGAGAACAUAGCGAGGAGUACAGAGCAGCCCUUCAGCGGGCUGUGGCUUUGGAUAUUCCGCAUGCUAUCUCAUCCUCGCCUUAUGGGACAUUCCAUGAAAACGAGGAAGGGGAGAAUUCUAGCAGGUCAGCCGGGGAGAUGUCAAUAUUGUCAUUCAGGAAAUUGAGGGAAAGCUGGGAUAGUUUCAUUGAGAGACUGUUUGACGUGGAUGAGUCUGGUCACAUGGUAUUUAAGAGGGCCACCUUGUAAAAUAAUCGGUAAAAACUAAAAUCUAUUCUUUGAUUCAAUUAUAUAGUAUUCACUGUGAUUGUGGUAAAAGAAAGUAUCGCUUCCACCAAUCCAAGAAUUAAUUUAGCUAGUUUUGUAAUCCAAUUAUAAUUGAACAAUUUGUAUAUACACAAAUUCAAUAAUUAGUGAAGCUAGUUUUAUUACUCAA